Messenger RNA from Nerophis ophidion (straightnose pipefish), 3059 nucleotides. Its product is annotated as vasopressin V2 receptor-like. The coding region runs from base 487 to 1983 and encodes 498 amino acids. Gene Ontology annotation, biological process: positive regulation of vasoconstriction; regulation of systemic arterial blood pressure by vasopressin; G protein-coupled receptor signaling pathway. Gene Ontology annotation, cellular component: membrane. The record is from RefSeq and is a predicted model, not a curated record. The transcript is spliced from 8 exons. Gene Ontology annotation, molecular function: vasopressin receptor activity; peptide binding. Lineage: Eukaryota; Metazoa; Chordata; Actinopteri; Syngnathiformes; Syngnathidae.
UGGCAGCACUCUCCACCCUCAGUCCCAGAGGACAGGCUUGACCCAGGAGGAGGGGAUACCAGGAGGGAGAGAGAGGGUCGGCAGAAAGGAGGGGGAGAAGAAGCUCAAAUUCAUUUGUGCAUGUGCAGCUGGAGGCACAACACAUUGCAAGGAAGCACUGACGCACACAUGGCUACCACCACGGAUUAUACGCGCUAUAAAGACAGUCAGCGGACACUUUAUCACCCCCGACGGAAAAAUACUUCCGUGCUUACGUAACGAUGCGGGGAGAUUUUUUUUUUGAUUCAUCAUUUAUGUUACAUAUCAAAGCCGGCUGACUUUGUUAUGUUGACUUGGAUUUUUUAAUUUUUUUUUUUACAUUUUGCACCUUUUGACAUAUACUUCAAAUCGGAUUGUACUUACGGCUGCAAAAGACACAAGCCGGACACGCGUGAGGAAGCUAACCAUGCACUGACUGUAAAGUGAGAGACAGCCCUGGUUGGAGGAAUGGUAAGCAUCGGCAUGGAAACGGACUGGGAUGCUCCAGCCCUCUCUUCUCUGGUCGUGACGGGAAGAAACAACCACUCUGCUCCAUCUUUGCUUGAAUUCAACUACCCCAAUGGCUCCCACAGUGGAGGAUCCUUCUUCGGGAUCUUUCCAGACAAUAGCUCGAACACCACUGCUCACCCGCUACCCCCGCCCCGGGUGAGGGAUCAGGGCCUGGCCCAGAUGGAGAUCGCUGUGCUGGGAGUGGUGCUGGCUCUUACCACCCUGGGGAACAGCUUUGUGCUGUGGGUGCUGCUCAGGAGGAGGAAGCACAACGCGCCCAUGCAUGUGUUCAUGGUCAACUUGUGUGUGGCUGACCUGGUGGUGGCCUUCUUUCAGGUUCUUCCUCAGCUCAUAUGGGACAUCACAGAUAAGUUUCAAGGACCUGACUUCCUGUGCCGAGCCAUCAAGUACUUGCAGAUUGUGGGCAUGUUUGCUUCCUCCUACAUGAUAGUUGCCAUGACAGUGGAUCGACACCACGCCAUCUGCUGCCCGCUGCAGGCCUACCGUGGCGGGGCGAUGUCCCGCUGGAACACCCCUGUCAUGGUGGCUUGGGGCCUGGCGCUUGUCCUCAGCCUUCCACAAGUUUUCAUCUUCUCUCGCUCAGAAGUGAGUCGUGGGGAGUUUGAGUGCUGGGGUCACUAUGCCGAGACAUGGGGGCUUAAGGCCUACAUCACAUGGAUGACGGUGGCGGUCUUUCUUUUGCCUGCACUCAUCAUCACCAUAUGUCAGAUAAGAAUCUUCCGGGAGAUCCACAACAACAUAUACCUGAAGUCUGAAAAGAUGGUGAGGGCUGAGCUCAAGAGGAAUGAAAUCCUCUUCCGCUUCCACAGCUUUAAGAAAGAAGAGGAGCGGGCCAGGGAAAGAGGUCAGCGGGCGUCUGGAGGUGGAGGAAGAUUAGGGGACCACUUGCAGGCUGUGACCAACAAACCUCACAAUAACUCCUCUAAUGCAAGCCAAGCGGGAGACGCUUACGACUAUGUCACUUCAUCAGCGACAUCACCUAUGGAUACCCACCUGCAACUGAACAGUACUGAUUGCCAGGAGGCAUCCCACGAGGUUGCCUCUGGAUCACCUCGCUGCUCCCUCGAUUACGCGCCCCCUCAUUCCAGUACGGCACCACCACCACCAAGCAUCACCAAAGCCAUGUCUAAAACUGUCCGAAUGACGCUUGUCAUCGUGUUGGUUUACACCGUCUGCUGGUCGCCUUUCUUCAUUGUGCAGCUGUGGGCUGCCUGGGACCCCAACCCUCCCGAUCAUGGUCUGCAUCAACAAGCACAGGAAGCGGAAUCUAUAAAAAAGAUGCGUGGCCUUCACUAUCCUGAUGCUGCUUGCAAGUCUGAACUCGUGCACCAACCCGUGGAUCUAUACGGCUUUCUCCAGCAGCGUUUCCAGAGAGCUACAGAACCUGCUGCAUUGUGGGUCGCGGCCUGGACGACGUGGCUCGCUGCCCGAUGACUCCACCACCACACACACCUCCACCAUUAAGGACAAUCUGUACUGACAGAUAAGAUGCAGGGGACAUACGUGUGCUCUUUGCAAGCUCGCAACUCCAGAGUACAAAGGUCGCCAGGUGUUCCCGACAACAUGUGACAGGCGGUCAACAAUGGCGCUGUCCUUGCAAAGAGUGGCGGAGCGUGUCUCUAAGAGUCAGCUCAUAAUGGAAUACGCAGUGACAGUGUAAGCAAGGUGGCCUCUUGAUGGGUAAAUGGAUUUUCACCUCGGCUUGUGAGUGCCAUGGUUAUUCCCAGAGGAACGACUUUCACAUCUACAACAGCAGGAAUGUGAGGCGUUAAAGGCCUGUUGGCACUCCCAGUGCCAACAGCAAGAGUCAAAACCAAGGGCAUUGGGAAAACCAGAGGGCGGCAAAGUGCAAGUAAGCAGACAGUAAAGACAGCAAGGUUGCUACUGGUGGACUGAGAACAAGUUUUGUCAUGGAUGUUCCAUGAGAUGGACAUCUAACAAAGUGAACAAACUUGGUUAGAUCAAAGAAAGUGAACUAACAAUGGUUGAACUGAUAUUCACUCAGGACAAAUCUACUUUCUUAGAUCAAUAGCUAACUGGGAGCGAGCUGAUCAGAGACUCAAUGAAGAAUGCAGACCAGUGAAAAGACACUCGGGGUUAGGCCUGCAAAGGAGGAAGAUUGUUCUACGCAAAUGACAAUAAUGUUGGGGUUUUUUUUACACACAAAACAGCAUAUUAAGUGCACCUUCCUGUCCUUCAAGGCUUAAAGCAUGCAACAAAGCAGUAUGAUGGAGGAGCCAGAAGCAUUCCAUGUAGAAAAUGAACAAGUUAAAAAUAUUUAUUGAAAAUGUAUCCUGCACAUAAGACAUGACUGUGUGUCCCAGAGAAGCGUUACUGUAUGUAAGACAUACUGCUGCCAGACAUUUGUUGUACAUAAGCAGUCCAACCAAAGAUGUUUGGGUUUUUUUCUCCAAAUGUCAGUUAUUUUGAGCUUCAGUAUGACAUUACACGUGUAUCAAAAGCAGAAAGAAAGAACAUAAUCUUGGUCAUUAAAGAAGUCCCAGUACCAA